This is a messenger RNA of Daldinia childiae, 1347 nucleotides long. RefSeq lists its product as uncharacterized. The transcript has 6 exons. The record is from RefSeq and is a predicted model, not a curated record. Gene Ontology annotation, molecular function: hydrolase activity, acting on carbon-nitrogen (but not peptide) bonds, in linear amides. NCBI's taxonomy places the organism in Eukaryota, Fungi, Ascomycota, Sordariomycetes, Xylariales, Hypoxylaceae. Bases 1 to 1347 code for a protein of 448 amino acids.
AUGGGUAAAACCGCGAUUCGUACUGUUGGCAAGGUAAGCCUCGAUAAGCCAGCAACAGAGCAUAGAAACAUUCAUAAUAGAUGGCAUCCGGAUAUUCCAUUCGCGGGUACUAUCAAGGAUGGUGAGACAGUUAAGAUCGAAUGUCUUGACUGGACAGGAGGUCAAAUUGGAAAUAACGACAGCGCGGACGAUAUCCGCAAUGUUGACCUGACUAAGGUCCAUUGCCUCACAGGCCCUUUUGAGGUUGAAGGUGCCCAACCGGGCGAUAUCCUCCUGGUUGAAAUCAUGGAUGUCCAGCCAUUCCAAGACCAGCCUUGGGGGUUCACCGGCGUCUUCCACAAAGACAACGGCGGCGGAUUUCUGGACGAGAUCUACCCGUCGGCUGCAAAGGCCAUAUGGGACUUCGAAGGCAUCUUUGCUACGUCGCGCCACAUCCCGCACGUCAAGUUCGCAGGAAUAAUCCACCCGGGGAUCCUGGGCUGUGCGCCAUCGGCUGAGGUCCUAGAGACUUGGAAUAAGCGCGAGGCAGAACUUAUCUCGGCUAAUAAGCUCGAGAGACAGGUCGCCCUGCCACCGGAGUCGAAGGGCCUGCAUGCGGGUGCGGCGGACGCGGCUCUCGCGGAGAAGAUCGGUAGGGAAGGUGCCAGGACGAUCCCGGGACGGCCGGAACAUGGUGGGAAUUGUGAUAUUAAAAACCUAAGCAGAGGUUCGAAGGUCUAUCUCCCGGUUCACGUUCCCGGCGCGAAAUUCAGUGUUGGGGAUCUACAUUUCUCGCAGGGCGACGGUGAGAUCUCAUUCUGCGGGGCGAUAGAGAUGGCCGGUGUCAUCACAAUCAACUUCAAAGUCAUCAAGAACGGGGUAGCAGAUCUAGGUCUCAAGUCACCUAUCUACCUACCCGGACCGGUAGAACCGCAGUUCGGACCUGGUCGUCAUAUUUACUUUGAGGGCUUCUCGGUAGAUGAACAUGGUAAGCAACAUUACAUGGACGUUGCAGUUGCUUAUAGACAGACGACUUUGCGAUGUAUCGAAUAUCUCCGCCGCUUUGGAUACAACGACUACCAGAUCUAUCUACUACUAUCGUCGGCACCUAUUCAAGGACAUGUGGCGGGCAUCGUUGAUAUACCGAAUGCGUGUACGACCCUGGGGUUACCUGUUGAUAUAUUCGACUUCGAUAUUAUGCCUUCUGGACCGGCUAAGACAUUGGAUAUGGGUAGUUGUGCUUUUGAAAGCGGAGUGAGUAAGGGUGAGGUUACGGCUGGAGGUAAGAAUAGUGAGCAUAGCUUCGGCGGAGGUUUGACGUAUAAGGCAUCUGUAACUGAGAGGGUGAAGGAAGCUGUAUCUGGAUGA